UCAACAAUACAAUUUAAUUUCAGACUAAGAAAAAUUAUUAAGAUGGUAAAAACUUCAUGUUGUAGUAAACUAAAUGUGAGGAAGGGAGCUUGGGUAGAAGAGAAGGAUGCUACAAAUUUCGCGUAUUUACCAAAGCAAGGGGGUGCAAAUUGGAGUUCUGUUCCAAGAAAAACAGGUACAAAAAGAUGUGGGAAGAAUUGCAGAUUAAGAUGGAAUAAUUACAUGAGGCCUGAUUUAAGUCAUGAAGGUUUUACUCAACAAGAAGAGGAGCGUAUUAUCAAGCUUCAUGCAGCUGUUGGUAGCAGGUGGGGUUUAAUAGCACAUCAACUACCAGGAAGAACAGAAAAUGACAUAAAGAUCCACUGGAAUACCAAGUUAAGGAAGAAGCUCACUGAAAUGGGGAUUGAUCCCAUUACUCAUAAACCUUUCUCCCAAAUCCUUGCGGACUAUGGUAACAUCGGUGGUGUCUCUAGGUCAUUCGACACCCCGAAAUACAUAGGGACUAUAAGAAGGGACUUGAAGAAAGUUACCACCACAUUUUCGCUUCCAAAACCGGAAUCUUCCUCUUCGCCUUCAAACACUUUCCUCUCAGACUCACAAGUAUCCCAAAAUAUGUCAUCUAUGCAAAACAACUAUGCUAACUAUAGUAAUAGUAGUCACUCAUUAGACCUUUUAUCUCAACUACAAGCCAUAAGCCUUGUUACUGAAGGACCAGUUUCUGAUACUACUUUACUACUCAAUAAUAACAACUAUGAUUUCUUCAGCCUACCUUCACCUAAAUCAUCAUCAAAUUCGUCAACAUCAGCUUGUUCAUCAAUCACUAAUUAUGCAGGGCAGGAGACUAAUGCUUCAGAGUGUUUUAGUUGGCACGAAUUUCUCCUAGAGGACGCGUUCAAACCAGCUCAAAAUCAGGCACAAGAGCAAGAAACCAAGUUAAAUGAUAUUGGCUCCGGUUUUUCUCCUAUGAAAUCGUAUAAUCGUAAUGCAAACCAAGUUGCUUCUCUGCCAUUAUCAACAUCUUCGGAUGCUUCGUCGUUUUUAGAGGCUAUGCUGGAUCAAGAAAAUGACAUGUUCUUGAGCUUUCCGGGGCUUAUGGAGGAACCUUUAUACUAGUUAUUGAUUUUUAUAUAUUCCUAGAGUAAGAAUUCAGGAAAUAACAUACAUUAUUAUUCGUUAAUGUCUUAAUUGGUGACUAU
Messenger RNA from Beta vulgaris subsp. vulgaris (sugar beet), 1196 nucleotides. Its product is annotated as transcription factor MYB35. Lineage: Eukaryota; Viridiplantae; Streptophyta; Magnoliopsida; Caryophyllales; Amaranthaceae. Bases 43 to 1113 code for a protein of 356 amino acids. The record is from RefSeq and is a predicted model, not a curated record. The transcript has 3 exons.